This is a messenger RNA of Aegilops tauschii subsp. strangulata, 732 nucleotides long. Its product is annotated as oleosin 16 kDa. NCBI's taxonomy places the organism in Eukaryota, Viridiplantae, Streptophyta, Magnoliopsida, Poales, Poaceae. Gene Ontology annotation, cellular component: membrane; monolayer-surrounded lipid storage body. Gene Ontology annotation, biological process: lipid storage. The record is from RefSeq and is a predicted model, not a curated record.
CGGCGAGAAACUCACCGCGCAUUUGGCUAUCGCAUUUCUCAGGUGAGCCUCAGGUUUCAGAGCAGCGAAGCUUCAAGUGCGCAUCUGGGUACCGGCAUGGCUGGAGAGCAAGCGUUCCACCGGGGAGGCGUGCACGGGGGCGGCAGCGCCAUCGGGCCGGACUACAUGCGGGCCAUCCGCGGCGACGACGACUACUACGGCGGGCACGGCCAGGGCCACAACCAGCCGGCGGCCGUCACCCUCGCGAAGGGAGUGGCCGCGGCGGCGGCGGCGGGGUCGAUGCUGCUCCUGUCGGCCCUGACGCUGACGGGCACGGUGCUGGCGCUGAUCGUGGCGACGCCGCUGCUGGUGCUCUUCAGCCCCGUGCUGGUGCCCGCGGCCAUCGCGGUGACGAUGCUGACGGCCGGGUUCGUGUCGUCGGGGGCGUUCGGCGCGGCGGCGGUGGGGGUGCUGGCGUGGAUGUACAAGUACCUCUCGCACGGGACGUCCUCGCCGCCGGGGGCCGACACGGUGGACCACGCGGGCGCGAAGCUGGACUCCAAGGCGCACGAGGUGAAGAACUGGGCGCAGCAUCGCCUCGACCAGGCCCGAACGCCGUAGAUGCGUCGUCAUUCGCCCUCCUAUGCGUUACCAGUGUGUGCGUGUGUGUGUGGAUCGACGCCUCUAUAUGUACGGACGUGCCUGCGAGCGGUGCUACUUAACACCGAUGAAUAAUAAGCUGCAUAUCUGCUA